Lotus japonicus is the source of this 2284-nucleotide messenger RNA. RefSeq names its product ethylene response sensor 1. Gene Ontology annotation, molecular function: phosphorelay sensor kinase activity; protein binding; ethylene binding. The record is from RefSeq and is a predicted model, not a curated record. NCBI's taxonomy places the organism in Eukaryota, Viridiplantae, Streptophyta, Magnoliopsida, Fabales, Fabaceae. The transcript has 6 exons. Gene Ontology annotation, cellular component: endoplasmic reticulum. Bases 162 to 2069 code for a protein of 635 amino acids. Gene Ontology annotation, biological process: signal transduction; phosphorylation.
GAAAGAUAAAAAAAAAAAAAAGUGACAUUGCUCGCUCUUUCUUCUGCUCUCUUUUUCUUUCUAGCUCACAGCACUUGAACGAGCUCGCCGUCGUUUCUCACUCCAUGGGCGGUGGCUCCGAUCACUCCUCCGCCACCUGAUCCUCUUCUUCUCCGUCGAUCAUGGAGUCAUGUGAGUGUAUAGACACUCAUUAUCCUCCAGAUGAGCUUCUUGUGAAGUAUCAGUAUAUCUCUGAUGUGUUGAUUGCCCUUGCGUAUUUCUCGAUUCCUGUGGAGCUUAUUUAUUUUGUUCAGAGGUCUGCUUUCUUCCCCUAUAGAUGGGUGCUUAUGCAGUUUGGUGCUUUUAUCGUUCUCUGCGGGGCGACUCAUUUCAUAAACCUGUGGACGUUCACCGCGCAUACUAAGGCUGUUGCUGUUGUCAUGACAAUAUCCAAAGUGUCGUGCGCGAUCGUGUCGUGCGCGACCGCGCUGAUGCUUGUCCAUAUUAUUCCUGAUUUGUUGAGUGUGAAAACUCGUGAGUCGUUCCUUAAGCACAAGGCGGAGGAGCUUGACAGGGAGAUGGGGCUUAUUCUUACUCAAGAAGAAACCGGAAGGCAUGUUAGAAUGUUGACUCAUGAAAUUAGGAGCACCCUUGACAGGCAUACCAUUCUGAAGACUACUCUCGUGGAGCUGGGGAGUACUCUAGGGUUGGAGGAAUGUGCAUUGUGGAUGCCAUCAAGAAGUGGUCUGAAUUUGCAGCUUUCCCAUACUUUAACCUACAAUGUACAGGUUGGGUCUACUGUGCCGACAAACCUUCCUAUUGUCAAUGAAGUUUUCAAUAGCCCUAGAGCUACGCGGAUACCGCACACCUGUCCACUGGCCAGGAUCAGACCUCUUGUUGGAAGAUAUGUGCCGCCCGAAGUUGUUGCUGUUCGGGUGCCGCUUUUACAUCUGUCAAAUUUCCAGAUUAAUGAUUGGCCUGAUCUUUCAGCAAAAAGCUAUGCAAUCAUGGUUCUCAUCCUCCCUACUGAUAGUGCUAGAAAAUGGCGAGAUCAUGAGUUGGAACUUGUUGAUGUUGUUGCAGAUCAGGUAGCUGUUGCCCUUUCACAUGCUGCUAUUUUGGAGGAAUCUAUGCGAGCCCGAGAUCAACUCAUGGAGCAGAAUGUAGCUUUAGAUUUAGCUCGGCGAGAGGCAGAAAUGGCAAUUCAUGCUCGCAAUGAUUUCCUUGCUGUCAUGAAUCAUGAAAUGAGAACCCCAAUGCAUGCAAUUAUAGCAUUGUCAUCACUUCUCUUGGAGACUGAACUGACACCAGAGCAGAGGGUUAUGAUAGAGACAGUAUUGAAGUGUAGUAAUGUUUUGGCGACACUUACCAAUGAUGUUCUAGAUCUUUCUCGACUGGAAGAUGGUAGCCUUGAAUUAGAAAUGGGAAAACUCAACCUUCAUGGUGUUUUGGGAGAGGUCGUUGAAUUGAUAAGGCCUAUAGCAUCUGUGAAGAAAUUACCCAUUACUUUAAUUUUGGCACCUGAUCUGCCUACUUUUGCCAUUGGUGAUGAAACGCGACUCAUGCAAACUCUUCUAAAUGUUGUGGGUAAUGCUGUCAAAUACACCAAGGAGGGCUAUGUUUCUAUAAGAGUAUCUGUUGCAAAACCAGAAUCUUUACAGGAUUGGCGACCUCCUGAGUUUUACCCAGCAUCGAGUGAUGGCCAUUUCUACAUGCGAGUCCAGGUUAAGGAUUCUGGAUGUGGCAUUCUCCAGCAAGAUAUUCCUCAUCUCUUUACCAAGUUCACUCAGUCUCGGAGUGGACCAGUUCGAUCUAGCAAUGGUGCAGGUCUUGGGCUAGCCAUUUGUAAAAGAUUUGUAAAUCUCAUGGGAGGUCACAUAUGGAUUGAGAGUGAGGGCCUUAAUAAAGGAUGCACAGCUACAUUCAUAGUCAAACUUGGGAUUUGUGGCAAUCCAGAUCCAUCUGAUCAUCAAGUUGCAAACAGAGGGCAAGCAUACAGUGGAAGUGGUGGCCUUGCCAGAUUUAAACCCUUUCUCAAAGAUGAUGACGACACAGGGUUUUCUACUAGACGCAAUCAAAGAAGUUUCUAAAAUCCAAAACACUGAAAUUGCAUACCUUUGAUCAAGUCGACUAGCUAUACUAAACUUCAUUUUGCACAUGCCAAUUUGUAUAAUCUGCUGUUUGCAGCAGUAGAUUAGGAUUAUUAUGUGACAUGUUUCUAACAAACAGAUCUUAUCUGAAUCCCUGUCAUAUAAACUAGCAGAUAAUACAAUCAAACAAAUUUGGGAGACAUUUUAUUACUCUA